Messenger RNA from Exserohilum turcica Et28A, 2466 nucleotides. RefSeq lists its product as uncharacterized. The transcript is spliced from 3 exons. The record is from RefSeq and is a predicted model, not a curated record. NCBI's taxonomy places the organism in Eukaryota, Fungi, Ascomycota, Dothideomycetes, Pleosporales, Pleosporaceae. Gene Ontology annotation, molecular function: carboxypeptidase activity. The coding region runs from base 28 to 2409 and encodes 793 amino acids.
CCGGCGAGCAAUGAAAAGCAAGCAGCCAUGCCGAACGAAAGGAGCCCGCUGAUUCAACGCGUCGACGUUCGGCCACAUCGCGACCGUUAUCCACACCAUCAUCUUCGAUUCAUCUGCACUUCUCUUCUGAGCGCAAUCGUAUUCGCUGGUGGACUCGCUGCCGUCUUCUUUCUCAGCAUCGCGCCGCCGACCCAGGACGAAGAAUAUCCCAUAUCGCGCUUAUCGGCACACUUGUCUUCGCCUGCGACACGAAUCCCCGAAGGAUGGGCGCGCAAAACGGCAUUGGAUUUUGAUGGCCUACAGAGCAUACUGCUUGAGACGCCAAGCGCAGAGAAGGCGGAACAAUGGAGCAAGUACUACACCAGCGGACCGCAUCUGGCUGGAAAGAACUUUAGCCAGGCGCUGUGGACGAGAGAACGAUGGCAGGAAUGGGGAGUCCCCAGUACCAUUGUCGAUUAUGAUGUGUACAUCAACUACCCGAAAGGCCACCGCCUAGCCCUGCUGGAAAAGAGCGGAUAUGAGAAUACAAAGAAAGAUGGUUCUACUAUCUCAGAGGACGCAUGGAAGGUCAGGUACGAAGCGCGGUUGGAGGAAGACGUGCUGGAAGAGGAUGAGUCGAGCCAACUCGCAGAUCGCAUACCCACGUUUCACGGAUACAGUGCUUCAGGCAAUGUCACGGCGUCCUACGUCUUUGUGAACUACGGAACAUAUGACGAUUUCGAAGAACUGAGGGCUGCGAACGUCAGCUUGGACGGCAAGAUCGCAUUGGCCAAGUAUGGUGGUGUUUUCCGUGGUUUGAUUGUCAAGCGCGCGCAAGAACUGGGAAUGAUCGGUGUGGCCAUCUACAGCGAUCCUGGUGAUGAUGGCGAGAUCACUGAAAAGAAUGGCGUCGCAGCUUAUCCGGAUGGUCCAGCCAGACAGCCCAGCAGCGUGCAACGAGGAAGCGUCCAGUUUUUGAGCUUUGCUCCAGGAGAUCCAACCACCCCUGGCUAUCCUUCGAAGCCUGGCUGCCCACGCCAACCCGUCGACCAUGCCAUGGGGCAAAUUCCCUCCCUACCUAUCUCGUAUAUGGAUGCUUUGCCUCUUCUCAGAGCACUCAAUGGCCACGGACCGGAAGCAUCGUCGUUCAGCAAGAACUGGCACGGCGGUGGCCUAGACUACAAAGGCGUGCAGUACAGCAUUGGUCCGUCUCCGGAUGAACUCGUCUUGAAUCUCGUAAACGAACAAGAAUACGUUACAACGCCUCUGUGGAAUGUGAUUGGAAUAAUCAAUGGCACAAUCCCAGACGAAGUCAUUGUCUUAGGAAACCAUCGGGAUGCUUGGAUUGCUGGGGGCGCAGGAGACCCAAAUAGUGGUUCCGCGGCACUGAAUGAAGUAAUUCGAAGCUUUGGUGCUGCAGUAAAAGCUGGUUGGAAGCCACUGAGGACAAUCGUAUUCGCAAGCUGGGAUGGGGAGGAGUACGGCUUGAUUGGCAGUACGGAAUGGGUGGAGGAAUACUUGCCCUGGCUUUCUGGCUCAGCUGUCGCAUAUCUCAACGUUGAUGUUGGCACAAAAGGACAGAAUUUCGAGCUUUUUGCUGCACCUUUGCUGAGCAGGGUCGUUGAAGAAUCCGUUCAAAUGGUCGCAUCCCCAAACCAGACGGUCCCUGGUCAGUCAGUCUACGACUUAUGGGACAAGAAGAUUGGAACGAUGGGAUCCGGUAGCGAUUUCACUGCUUUCCAAGACUUUGCCGGCAUUCCAUCAAUCGACAUGGGCUUUGGAGACAAUUCCAAGUCUGCUGCUGUGUACCACUAUCAUAGCAACUACGACUCUUUCGACUGGAUGAAGAAGUACGGUGAUCCUGGAUUCGAGUAUCACGCUACCAUCGCAAAGGUCUGGGCGCUCGUAGCAGCAAAGCUUAUCGACUCGCCUGUUCUCCAGCUCAAUGCUACAGACUAUGCGCUCGGCCUGCAAAAGUAUGUCGAAACGGUCAAACACACAAAACAGAGGGCAACCCAGAACGAGAUCUCGGACAAGAUCUGGCAACCUCUUGAUGAGGCCGUAUCCCAUUUCUUCUUUUCCGCCACUACCCAUGACGGCACGGCUUCCGAUCUUGAGGUUCAAUACUCGGAAAUCGACGAUAUCCCCUGGUGGCAACCGUGGAAAAAGCUCCAAUUAUUCCUGGCUAUUCGCACAGUCAACACCAAGUACAAGUACUUGGAGCGUAAGUUUCUCUUCCCCGAUGGGCUUGAUGGAAGGAGUUGGUUCAAGCAUGUUGUCUUUGCACCGGGUAAGUGGACCGGCUACGCAGGCGCAACCUUCCCUGGCAUCGUCGAGGCUAUAGAGGAUGGAAACGAAGAGGCUGCAAGGCGCUGGGUUGAUAUCGUUAGCAAGGCAAUCAGUGGUGCUGCAGAUUGGUUGGAGGAGUAGGGAAGUGGACAUACAAUCGUUCUGUAGAUGUUUCGAAGAGGAGCAAUGUACCAAGCC